CCGCUGCUCUUGUCUGUUCGCCGACCGACCGAUCGGCCGGCCGGCCGGCUCGACGUGCUACGCGAGUUGCUUCGUCCCUGCAGGAAGAGUUCCAGUAAAGAAUCGCCCCCCCUCUUGUUUGUUCUUCACGGCUUUGCAGUGCUGUGAGCGCACAACCGGACGAACCGCCGUGGACGCAAGUCACGCAACGCCGAUGAGCGACCACGCGCAGCCGCGGCACGACCAGCACCGCGGCCUCCGUGGCCGGCUCGCCGGCCUCUUCUCCUCGCCGCCGCCACAGCCACCGAACCCCCAGUCCAACGAACAGGUCGCGAAGCUGGUGGAGGAGCUCGGGAGGCAGAGGGAUCUCACGGAGACGUACAAGGCGCGGCUCGAGAGCACGCAGGGGUACCUCCGGUUCUGCCUCGAGGUCGCCCAGGAGCGCGGCUUCCUGCACCUGAUAUCCGACAGCGCGCAGCAGCACUCGACGCACCGCGGCGCCGACUUCGAGACAGCACCGACCGCCGCCAGUGACGACGACGCGGACGACAAGGACGAGCCAGCGGAGACGCCGCCGCGGUGCGACCCGUACCUGGCCGCCACGCGCGGCCUCGCCGUGGAGCACGGCUGGUCCGUCGCCCCGGAAGAGAUCGAGCUGCACGAGGUGAUAGGCCGGGGCUCGACGGCGGACAUCCACAGGGCGACGUGGCGCGGGCUCGAGGUGGCGGUGAAGUGGGUGCGGCCGGAGCUCUUCGUCUCCAACCCGGGCGCCGAGGCCUUCUUCGCGCAGGAGGCCGACCUGCUGUCGCGGCAGCGGCACCCGCACGUGCUGCGCCUGAUGGGCGCGUGCCUGCGCCCCCCGGGGAGCUGCUUCCUGGUGACCGAGCUGCUGAGCGGGGCGACGCUCGGGGAGUGGCUGCACGGGGGCAGGGAGCGGCGCCCGCGGGCGCCGUCCUCGCCGCCGCCGCCGCCGCUGGUGGACAGGGUGAGCAGGGCGCUGGAGGUCGCGCUGGCCAUGCGGCACAUCCACGAGCAGACGCCCAGGGUCGUGCACCGCGACCUGAAGCCCAGCAACGUUCUCCUGGAUGCUGAGCUGCGCGCGCGGGUUACGGGCUUUGGCCACGCCAGGUUCUUGCCGGACGGCAAGGAGGCGCUCACCGGCGAAACGGGGACUUAUGUGUACAUGGCUCCUGAAGUGAUUCGCUGUGAACCCUACACUGAGAAAUGCGACGUCUACAGCUUCGGCAUCAUACUGAAUGAACUGAUCACUGCAGAGCAUCCGUACAUUGAUACAAGCUACGGGCCGAGUAAGAUUGCGCUGGGAGUAGCAGACGGAAAAUUAAGGCCUCAACUCCCAGAGAGUGAUGGAUAUCCUACUGGCCUGGUUGAUCUCAUCUGCCGAACCUGGGAUGCAGAACCUUCAAGUCGGCCUUCGUUUGCCGCCAUAACUUCCGAGCUUCGAGAAAUCAGACAGCACAUUGUGCAACACGGAGAACAGUACCAAAACUAUAGUCAUGCAUAGGCUUACUUGCAAGAGAGGGAAAUGGAAAGAAAUGGAAACUGCAGUCAAUUCCCCUGG
Messenger RNA from Panicum virgatum (switchgrass), 1558 nucleotides. Its product is annotated as serine/threonine/tyrosine-protein kinase HT1-like. Bases 194 to 1501 code for a protein of 435 amino acids. Gene Ontology annotation, biological process: protein phosphorylation. The record is from RefSeq and is a predicted model, not a curated record. The transcript is spliced from 5 exons. Lineage: Eukaryota; Viridiplantae; Streptophyta; Magnoliopsida; Poales; Poaceae. Gene Ontology annotation, molecular function: ATP binding; protein kinase activity.